Messenger RNA from Schistocerca nitens (vagrant locust), 1215 nucleotides. RefSeq names its product loricrin-like. The record is from RefSeq and is a predicted model, not a curated record. The coding region runs from base 1 to 1215 and encodes 404 amino acids. The transcript has 9 exons. NCBI's taxonomy places the organism in Eukaryota, Metazoa, Arthropoda, Insecta, Orthoptera, Acrididae.
AUGGCAACGUGUCGGUGUGAACACCAGUCGCACUGUGGCACCGUCGGCGCCGCGAACGCAGAGGCGGUGCGCGGCAGUGGGAACGCCUGCCUGGCGGCUGGGACGGCCAGCAAAUGCGGUUGGAUGGGCGGCCACAGCACCGCACCUGUGCCCAAGGAGGCGACGCUGGCGGCGGGGCCCCCUCGGAUGCGGCCGGCUGGGGCUGUCAGAGGCGGUGCGCGGCAGUGGGAACGCCUGCCUGGCGGCUGGGACGGCCAGCAAAUGCGGUUGGAUGGGCGGCCACAGCACCGCACCUGUGCCCAAGGAGGCGACGCUGGCGGCGGGGCCCCCUCGGAUGCGGCCGGCUGGGGCUCAGAGGCGGUGCGCGGCAGUGGGAACGCCUGCCUGGCGGCUGGGACGGCCAGCAAAUGCGGUUGGAUGGGCGGCCACAGCACCGCACCUGUGCCCAAGGAGGCGACGCUGGCGGCGGGGCCCCCUCGGAUGCGGCCGGCUGGGGCUGUCAGAGGCGGUGCGCGGCAGUGGGAACGCCUGCCUGGCGGCUGGGACGGCCAGCAAAUGCGGUUGGAUGGGCGGCCACAGCACCGCACCUGUGCCCAAGGAGGCGACGCUGGCGGCGGGGCCCCCUCGGAUGCGGCCGGCUGGGGCUCAGAGGCGGUGCGCGGCAGUGGGAACGCCUGCCUGGCGGCUGGGACGGCCAGCAAAUGCGGUUGGAUGGGCGGCCACAGCACCGCACCUGUGCCCAAGGAGGCGACGCUGGCGGCGGGGCCCCCUCGGAUGCGGCCGGCUGGGGCUGUCAGAGGCGGUGCGCGGCAGUGGGAACGCCUGCCUGGCGGCUGGGACGGCCAGCAAAUGCGGUUGGAUGGGCGGCCACAGCACCGCACCUGUGCCCAAGGAGGCGACGCUGGCGGCGGGGCCCCCUCGGAUGCGGCCGGCUGGGGCUCAGAGGCGGUGCGCGGCAGUGGGAACGCCUGCCUGGCGGCUGGGACGGCCAGCAAAUGCGGUUGGAUGGGCGGCCACAGCACCGCACCUGUGCCCAAGGAGGCGACGCUGGCGGCGGGGCCCCCUCGGAUGCGGCCGGCUGGGGCUGUGUUGCGGGAAGCGAGCCCGUCGCGUGUCGUUGUCGUCGUCGUCGUCGUCGUCGUCGACGGGGUCGCGUGCGCUGUGAAUCGAGAGUGGCGGGAAAGGAGCAGCGUGCCGCUGUGUCGUGGUCGUUAG